UCCGACCUUUAACCCUGCCAUGUGUGUCACGUCUCCCGUGCAAGAUCCUUUUCUAUAGUAGCCAGGGAGAGGUGUAGGGGCCCCGGCGGGCCACAGCGGGCCACAGCCCUGCAGCGAUUUCGCUUGUGUAGCUUACAGUGUUGUUGUUGUUGCUACUAUGCUAAUCUGUUACGACGUGGAAAGAAUAGCGAUGCCUUGAGUUUUUGUAGAAAAAUGCAUAUAUAAAACUGGCUUAUAGUUUAUUUUCUAUGCAGUGUGUUGGGGAAAAAGGGAAAAUACAAAGGCUGAAGUAUCUAAUAUGCUAAUGGGAGAUGCUCAUGGUGUAACUAUCUUUCAUUUGAAAUAAGAGUUUAAGAAGGAGAAUCUUAAAAUGGCGGAGCGUGGGGCGCACAUCACCACAGCAUCGCCCGCUGAUGACCGACCCUCUAUUUUUGAAGUUGUAGCUCAGGAGAGCUUGAUGGUGGCCGUAAGGCCUGCGCUGCAUCAUAUUGUCAAGGUCCUCGCAGAAUCAAAUCCUGCACGAUAUGGCCUCCUGUGGAGAUGGUUUGACGAACUGUACACGCUACUUGAUCUGCUUCUACAGCAGCAUUACUUGUCCUGGGCCAGUGCCUCUUUCUCUGAGAACUUCUAUGGACUAAAGCGUGUGGCCAUUGGGAGCACAGGGAGACAACAUACCUUGCAAAGGAAGGAAUACUGGAAGUCCCUGAUGCUGCUGGUGCUGGUACCUUAUCUACGACUGAAGCUGGAGAAAUUAGUGAAGAAGUUACGAGAAGAGGAAGACUAUUCUAUACAAAUCCCAACAUUAUUCCGUAAAAGAUGUUAUAAAGCUAUUCUGGCAUCAUACCCAUUUGUGAAACUGUCUUGGGAAGGUUGCUUUCUGUUUUAUCAACUCCGAUAUAUUCUGUGGAAUACAAGGCAUCACUCGCCACUGCUCAGCCUAGCUGGAGUGCAGCUUGCUAGGCUGACACUGGAAGACAUGCAAGCCAUGGAUAGUAAAUCUGGAAAAAGCGUGUCCACGCAGUCUGUUCUGAGUGUGGGCAGCAUUUUGAAGAAAGCUCUUGGUGGUGUGUCUAUGACUCUCUCCUCCAGCCUAUCCCUGGGUGUCUUCUUCCUCCAGUUUCUAGAGUGGUGGUAUUCUUCAGAAAAUCAAGAUACUCUUAAGUCCCUGAGCUCCUUGCCGGCCCCCUCUCCUCCUAUACAUUUUGACUUAGAAAUUUACUCCCCACUCCUGCCCAAGCUAAAGACAGUGUGUCCACUUUGUCGCAAAGUACGAGUAAAUGAUACAGCCCUCGGCACCUCGGGCUAUGUCUUCUGCUACAGGUGUGCCUACUACUAUGUGAAAAAUCACCAGCGGUGUCCCGUCAGCGGCUAUCCAACAGAGCUACAGCAUCUCAUACGACUCUAUACACCCGAUAGCUAAGUACUGGUAGACCACUACAAAGAGAUGUUUUGUCUAGGGCUAAAACCAACUCACAUAACACCCUCAUUUACAUAAUUAAAGAUACAGCGUGGGGAAAAAGUAUUUUUGUCAUUUCAGUGAGGAAAAACAAAGUAUUAUAAGGUGUUUAAUUAGUUUUAUUAUUUGCAUUAAUAAAACAGUGUAGGGUUUUGUUUGAGUUAAACUUUACUGUAUUGCUCCUUAUUAAAAUAUUGGAAAUUA
Messenger RNA from Pseudophryne corroboree (corroboree frog), 1660 nucleotides. It is a transcript of the gene PEX12, whose product is annotated as peroxisomal biogenesis factor 12. The record is from RefSeq and is a predicted model, not a curated record. NCBI's taxonomy places the organism in Eukaryota, Metazoa, Chordata, Amphibia, Anura, Myobatrachidae. Gene Ontology annotation, molecular function: zinc ion binding; ubiquitin-protein transferase activity; protein binding. The coding region runs from base 371 to 1420 and encodes 349 amino acids. The transcript has 4 exons. Gene Ontology annotation, cellular component: peroxisomal membrane; peroxisomal importomer complex. Gene Ontology annotation, biological process: protein monoubiquitination; protein import into peroxisome matrix.